Molecule: messenger RNA, 2021 nt
Organism: Erythranthe guttata (spotted monkey flower)
Lineage: Eukaryota; Viridiplantae; Streptophyta; Magnoliopsida; Lamiales; Phrymaceae
Product: Protein kinase superfamily protein
Biological process (GO): protein phosphorylation
Molecular function (GO): protein kinase activity; ATP binding
Source: RefSeq, a predicted model, not a curated record
CAAUCCAACAUUUAGCACGCAAACGGUCGGCGACACGCUCCAAUACUAAUUGUCCCCUACACAGUAGUCCUCAGUGGUCUUUCUGUAAAUUACGUAAAAUCAAAGCCCUAAGUUCAAAAACCAUUUUCACUAACUCUUUUUCAUACGUAGUUUUCUCUGUAUGAUAUCCGUUGAUCUCCCCAUCAUUUUCUCCAAAUAUUAUUUAUUAUUUCUCCCAUUUUUCAUCUCAAAAUAGAAUGUUUUAGCAACACCACCGACACAUAACGCUCUCGCCGGAAACAAUGGCAGCUUCCGGCAACUCUACCGGCGACCAUGUUUUCACCGCCGAAACUCCAAUUCUCGGCCAGAAACUCUACGUGGUCGUAAUCGCCACCGUCGUGUGUGUGCUCGCCGCUUUUGCUAUAGCUUUCGUCUACCUCCGCAGACGGAACUCCGAACGGCGCCGCCUCGGCGCCAAACACCAUCCCGGACUUUUACCCCUGGUAUCCGAAGAGAUUGGGGAAAUCAACAAGCCGGAUCAAGGCAAAGCAGCAACAAAAAUUGAAAACGACGACGACAACAAAAAGGUGUUUCUGAUAGACGACGUAGCCGUAGGGUUUGGGGUUGAGUCCGAUAGCAAAAAAGGAAGUUCCGGAAGCAACGAGUCGAGCACUACUCGGAGUGAUACCUCAUCGGCGUUGUCGGCGUCCACCGACGGUUUGGGGAAUUACGGGUGGGGCCGGUGGUACAGCUUGCGCGAGCUUCAAAUUGCCACGGAUCAAUUUUCCGGGGAGAAUGUGAUCGGAGAAGGAGGGUUUGGCGUAGUUUACCGCGGGGUUUUGAGCGAUGGCUCUGUAGUUGCGGUGAAAAAUCUUCUAAACAAAAAGGGUCAGGCGGAGAAGGAGUUUAAGGUGGAAGUUGAAGCCAUUGGUAAAGUGAGACACAAGAAUCUUGUGGUUCUGAUAGGUUUCUGUGCGGAAGGUGCACAAAGGUUGCUUGUCUACGAGUACAUUGAUAACGGCAACUUGGAGCAGUGGUUACACGGUGACGUGGGCCCGGCUAGCCCUUUAACUUGGGAGAUUAGGAUGAAGAUUGCCAUUGGAACAGCCAAAGGGCUGGCGUACUUGCAUGAAGGUUUGGAACCCAAAGUUGUUCACCGUGAUGUAAAAUCCAGCAACAUUCUCUUGGACAGGAAAUGGAAUGCCAAAGUAUCGGAUUUUGGACUCGCCAAGCUAUUGGGGUCCGAGAAAAGCCAUGUCACCACACGCGUGAUGGGAACAUUCGGAUAUGUCUCUCCUGAUUAUGCAAGUACUGGCAUGCUUAAUGAAGGAAACGACGUUUAUAGCUUUGGAGUUCUACUCAUGGAAAUAAUUACUGGGAGAAGUCCAGUAGACUAUUCCAGACAAGCUGGAGAGAUGAAUUUGAUUGAUUGGUUUAAAGGGAUGAUAUCGAGUCAUCGUAGCGAAGAGUUGGUAGAUCCCUUAAUCAGUGUGCCUCCUCCGCCACGAGCUUUAAAAAGAAUAUUCCUUCUUUGUCUUCGCUGUACAGAUUUGGAUCCCAAUAAACGUCCGAAAAUGGGGCAAAUUGUACACAUGCUCGAAGCUGAUGAUUUUCCUUACCGUGCUGAACCUCGUUUUGCACGUGAUAGACCUCCUCUACACCCCCAAGCUACUGGUAAUAAUAGCAAAGCUGAAUCUGUUGAAAAGGAAGUGGUGAAUAACGAUGAAGAACGACCUCCGUGGAGAUAAUCAUUUAAUUAUAAAUGACAAAGGUAUACUAUACUGAGUUUCUAUUUAUACAUCUUAUGAUUAUGGAUUUUUCAGAUUUUAUCAUAUAUUUAUGUAUACAUAUUUUUCCUUUCACAUAUAGAAAUACAUUAUGGUUAUAUAUAUUGAGAUGAGGUUGUAAAUAUUGUGUGUGAAACUAAAGCAUGUAUUUUCAUACAAUGUACUUCACCAAACUUUGUGUGGAUCAGGCACAACAUUUUGGGCCUUUUCAGAUUAGACAGGCCCAUAGAAAUAUUAAGACAAUGGGCUUGCUUA